AACAAAGUGCCAUCUGCACGUUAUUUCAGUAUUUAAAAGAGUACAGAUGUAGUGUAGAGGUAGUUUGUGAGUGGAAAUUGUUGGCCAGGCCAGUGAAAAGAUAGAAAAUAAGAACUACAGAAUCUAAUUGGCAUUUUUAAAAUGCGAGUCAUCAGCUUGCUGAUUGGUAUAUUGCUGUUGCUAUGUAACGCACGUGCUGAGUGCCCCCAUGAGCGUUUAGGUCUGCUUAGAUGGUCAGAUGAUGCCACUUGGGGGUCAGAUGGAAAACCUAUAGCUGGAGAAAAUGUUGACAUUUCUCAGAAAAUAUUACUGGAUACUUCGCCGCCAUCUUUGUCUAAUAUUACAAUCCUGCCUAACGGAAGUUUGAUUUUUGACCCGGAAGAACAACUGGAGUUGCGCGCAGCGAAUAUUUUUGUUGAGGGAACAAUGGAGAUUGGAAGUGAAGACUGUCCUUAUGAAGGGCAUUUGACGAUAACUCUCACAGGAAAUCGUGAAGAACAUCUUUUUGAGAAGAAUGGCAAAGCGAUUUUAGUAAAAUCAGGUGGUACAUUAGAAAUACACGGCAAACCUCGUCUGUCAUGGACUAAAAUCAGCAAGACCUUAGUGCUCCCACAGGACAACGGAGAUAUUUUCUUUGAGCACAAGAACACGGAAGAAUACUCCAGUUUUAAUGGAGUGGGAAUUGUAGCAUAUACGGUAAAGGUGAUUGGUACUGAGGUAACCGUCAAGCAGUUCGGUCUUUACGACAUCAGGUCUGAAAGCGAGGCUCUAGCUGCACAUAUCAAUAGCGUUGAAACUGAUGAUGUUUUAAUGAUGGCGGGACAGAGGAAAAUCCCGACAAAAACAGACGGCACCCAGAACGAGGCUGCAUAUGAAGCUCUUGAAGCACUUGUAAAUGGGGAGGUCACCGGAACAGCUAUUUUACGAUCCGUUGCACCAGAUGGCGCCACAUGGGCAUUUGUCUACAAGAAAGGUGCCCCUGACAGUUAUGACGAAAAAACCAAUGUAUUUGGAACGUCCUCCACUGCACAGUAUUUUGAAAGCAAUGAUUUGAUAUUCACAGUCGACUCUAUUGGAGCCUCGUCCAUAUUUAGCCAAACGGUCAACUUUCGUGUAAUGAAUAUAAACGCAGUUCAUCAAAUGGUGGACGUCAUUGAUGACGUAACAACAUGGCAUCCAGGUGACAGAGUAAUGAUAGCGUCCACUGACUAUGACUGGCAGCAAGCGGAGGAACGUGAAAUUGUUUUCUGUCCUGAAUGUAACAACUUUCAGAUUCGGAUAAACGAGCCCGUCAACUUUGUACAUUAUGGUAAGGUACUGCACAACGCCAUCGACAUGCGCGCCGAAAUUGCCCUCAUUAACCGAAAAGUAGUAAUUCGUGCUGAAAUGGAACCAACUUGCAUUGAAAUCAACGGUAAUUGUGGAGAAGUCGAUGACAAAGAUACAUUUGGAGGACAUGUUAAGGCAUUAUAUGGUUUCAAAGAUGUCCACAUAGAAAAUAUUGAACUUUACAAUAUGGGACAACAGACAGAUCUAGGACGUUAUCCUAUUCAUUUUCACAUGUGUCUUGGAAGAGAGUCUGAGCAAUCCCAGCCAUUUGUCAAAGGUUGUUCUAUACACGACACAUUUGCACGAUGCAUCACCGUCCAUGGAACACACGGUGUUCUGGUUGCAGACAAUGUGUGUAUCAACCAUAUAGGCCAUGGUUAUUUCCUAGAAGACGGUGGUGAAAUGAACAAUACAUUUGAUGGUAACUUAGCAAUGAAUACAAGAAAAGGCACGGGCUCUCUUGAGCCGGUUGAUUUGAGCCGCCCAGCUGGUUUCUGGUUUACGAAUCCGAACAACUAUUUUCGAAAUAACCAUGCAGCCGGCGGAGAAGGAAAUGGGAUAUGGAUAAUAUUUCCAGACGAACCUUUACCACCUUCCAGACAAUUUAAUCUCAUGGGUUAUAGGGAAGCCACAAGGACUAAUUUACUGGAGUUCACCAACAAUGUCGCACAUUCACAAGCACAAAUGGGAAUAAUGAUUGGAAAUAGACUUGAAGACAAUCGGGAUUCGCGCUGUUGUAACAUAUGGCAACCACUUGCCGACCCAAAAGAUGAGUCUUCAGAUCCAGUCUUUGCUAAUAUUGAGUAUUUAACAGGGUAUAAGAACAAACAAUUCAACAUUUGGAUUGAAGGUGGUACCGUGAAUGUUUCCAAAAUAUCAGUUGCCGACAGUACUAACGGAAUUAUGGUGACAAAUGAAGGGCAACAAGACAAACUAACUGGGCGAUUAAGUUACGCAGUUGUAAUUGGUGAUAGUGAAAAUGUCGGUGUGCCUGACGACGUUAUUGGCAGAAGUUUACCCUUCCCCGGAAAUAGUGAAGAACCUCAUUCUGGAAUAACAAUGUGGAAAGGACCAACCCAGUUUAGCAAUAUAUGGUUUGACGGUUUCCAUCCUAACAACUAUUACGACAUUGCCGCCAUUGCUAAGAAACGGAAGUCGCCCUACUUUUUCUCAGUGACAACCUCGUUCAAGAAUUUGUCGUUUGCUUUUGAUGACGCUGCGGAAGUAGGAACGUAUGCAAUUUCCGGUACAAAGACCGAUCCAGGUUGGGAGAAAAAUAAAGAUGGCGAAUUGGUAUCGGGUUUCACCUGGUACAGAAAUACAACAAACGGUGUCGAAAAAUGGUAUGUUGUGAAACCAGAUGCAUUCUCGGCUGCGGCAUCAGACUGCGUUCUUCGGCCACAUUGGAGAUUGGCUUUGUCUAAGAAAAAAUACGGAAAUCUCCGAGUCCACCACAAAUCUUUUGAUGUAAAUUCCCGCGGAAUAUUUGUACGAGACGAUUACCCUGGUGCCCAGCUCAAGUUCAUGUUUGAAAAGAAGACCGGGCCACAGGUUGUCAUUGAUGGUAGUAGAACAUACACGUUUCAUAUAACUGGAAUUGUUCCAGACUGGUUGAAAUUUACAGCUGAGGGAAUUGAAAUGGGUGAUAUUUUACGAUUCGGAGUGUGUAUUCCAAGCGGUGCAACCUGGACUAUAGAAAGCCCGUUCCCAGACCUCUUAAAAACAGUUGACGAUUUUUUAGAAGUCGGCUCUCUUUCUGAACUUGAUUUGUCAGAUCCAGUAAAUGAUGGAAAGAAAUAUUUCUACAACAGCACUACAAGAAUGCUGUACUAUAAGUUCGUUGGAUUUAUUAACCGAUCAGAAGAUGAACUAGAUGAAUGUGGAGGCGGGAGAUGUCCUGAGUUGAGGCUCAUCCUGUCUGGUGACCUCAGUGGCGGUGGAGAUUGUAGGCAAACACUUUAUGGCUCAAGACUGUCCGAUCUUCCUCCUGCCUUACCAACCUACACAGAUGUUAUCCCGGCUUCUGGUUACCAGGUCCCCCCUGAGGGAUACGGGGCUGGUUCAGCACGACCUUUUAAUAGCCGAUCUCCUGUUAAUGGGGGUUAUGGGCCUUGGACAGACUGGUCGGAAUGUUCAGCUUCAUGUGAUAGUGGCGUUCAGUAUAAAACAAGGGAGUGCAACAGCCCCUUGCCAGAACAUGGUGGAAACCCGUGUAGUGGUGAUCGUAUAAUGUCUCGGACUUGUCAAAUCCGACCAUGUGACAUAGAUGGAGAGUUCACUGAAUGGAGCCAGUGGGAGGUAUGUACCGCCAUCACCCAGGAUUACUGCGCGGGCAAGACGUUCAGGAGGAGACACUGUUCUAAUACCAAACCAAUGUAUGACGGAACAUUCUGUGAAGGAAGUACAAAAGAAGUGAAGCCGUGCGAUGUUUGCUAAGCAGCUACAUUUAAUUUUAUCAAUUUACCCUACAAAUGAAUUUGGAAAAAAUUGAAAUGUUUAUAUACUUUGAAAAGGUGUCAAUUAAAACCGAUUGAGAAG
Ruditapes philippinarum (Manila clam) is the source of this 3867-nucleotide messenger RNA. Its product is annotated as cell migration-inducing and hyaluronan-binding protein-like. Bases 142 to 3765 code for a protein of 1207 amino acids. The record is from RefSeq and is a predicted model, not a curated record. NCBI's taxonomy places the organism in Eukaryota, Metazoa, Mollusca, Bivalvia, Venerida, Veneridae. The transcript has 25 exons.